This is a messenger RNA of Danio rerio (zebrafish), 2227 nucleotides long. RefSeq names its product tektin 4 (gene tekt4). The record is from RefSeq and is marked provisional. NCBI's taxonomy places the organism in Eukaryota, Metazoa, Chordata, Actinopteri, Cypriniformes, Danionidae. Gene Ontology annotation, cellular component: cilium; axoneme; cytoplasm. Gene Ontology annotation, biological process: cilium movement involved in cell motility; cilium assembly.
CAUCUCCUCGACCGUUAUAAGUAAAACGCUUCAUAUACAGGCGCUCAAAUACUUUUACUCCAAAUUAUGAUGUCUUCACAGAUUCUAGUGUCUCGGCCUCAUUAUGACACACGGGUCGUGGCGCAGAGUGGCUCACAGCCACCGGUGGAAAACCCGGAGAUCGCCGUUAAACAUAAUGUAUACGCUGGAACAUCCACCGGUUUGACCACCGCGGGUUACCGGAGCGCCAAAUACACCCCCGACGAGUGGUUCGACAAUAACUCCGCUCUGUUAAACCGGGCAGCCGCCGACCGAAACCAGGCGGAAAACAUCUGCCACGAGUCCCGAGCGCUGAAAGCGGAGACCGACGCGGCUACUUUACGCACGCAGACCGAGGGCACCACACACCUGGGCGCGCGGCUGCAGGAUAUCCACCUCUGGAGGUCCGAGCUGGAGCGACUCAUUGAGCGGCUCAGCGCAGAAACCGACCUGCAGAUCAGCUCCAGGCGGCGGCUGGAGAAAGCGCUGGACGCCACGGAGAUUCCCUUCGCCAUCGCCACCGAUAACCUGACCUGCCGGGAGAGACGCUUCGGUCCCGACCUGGUGAAGGACGCGGUGGAGGAGGAACUUCUGAAGGAGGUGGAGCUGAUCAGAAGCAUCCAGACCCUGCUGAAAAAAACUCUGGACCAAACCAUCAACCAGAUAAGGCUGAACCGGGAGGUGAAACACACUCUUGAGUUGGACUGGUCUGAUAAACAGCAGGCGUACAGUCUGGAUGACCACUGUGGACGCUUCAGCAACAGGAGCACCGACACACAGCGGCAUCCCAGUUCAGCAGUGCUUCAAGAUCAGGUGUGUGAUGAGGAGGUCUGGCGUAAGUUCACAGUGGAUAACCUGCGGCUGGCGGAAAGAGAGGAGACGGCGAGUCAGGCCCUGAGGCGUCUGACUGAGCGGGUCCUGCAGGAGACCACGGAGGACCUGCGUGCGCAGUGUGACGCUGUGGAUCGAGCCUUCACUCAGCGCUGCGUGGAGAUGAGCCAGGCCAAAACACAGCUGGAGCUGCAUCUGGCACAGAUUCUGGAGCAGAUCGGGGCUCAGGAGAGGAAUAUCUCACAACUGCAGGAGGCGGUGCAUGAUAAAGAGGCUCCGCUCAGAGUGGCUCAAUCUAGACUGCAUUACCGGACCCUCAGACCCAACAUGGAGCAGUGUCGAGACCAGCCGCAGCUCAGUCUGUUAGGUGAAGCGUCCAAGCUCAGCAAUACCGUGUCGGCCCUGCAGCAGCAGCUUUAUGAAGCACAAAAGUCUCUGUCUGACCUGGAGGAGAGCAGAUUGAACCUGGAGAAAGACAUCGCCUGCAAAACAAACUCCCUCCUCAUUGACCGAGAGAAGUGCAUGACGCACCGCACUAGAUACCCCACCGUCACAGUGCUGUCUGGAUACUGAAACACCUUUUUCAGUGGGCUGCAGUAUGUGUGCAUUUUGGCAGUGAUUAUAUUGACCUUAUUCUUAUUUUUUGUGACUGUUUUAGAGCGUUCAAUUCAGUCGCCUAUGGGGGAAAUUACUAGGAAUAACAAAAAACAGUCAAAAUGCUUGCUCUACAAACAAGUGUGUUCAAGACAUAAAAACUAAAACACCCAACAGAGUUUGGACAGAACUUUGGAUUUAUAAAAGAUUAAUUAUAGUAGUUUAAAGUCUUUUUCCAUUUGUCACUUAUUAAUAUUUCUAGAUAUAUUAUAAAUAAAGAGUGGCCUGUUAUUAUGAGAUGGCAGCCUAUUUAAAAAAAAAAACUCUGUCUUCUGUUACUGGCUUUAUUAUUAUUUCAGAUAUAUGUCAGAUCCAGAAGACAAAAUCGAUUUUUUUGCCAGUAAAUUGGCUUUUUGUAAAACAAUGAUUUUAUAUUAAUACAUUUCAUUUAAUUAAAACAUCAGAAAUUAAUACACUGAAUGAUUUUUCACUAAAGUCUGUCAUAAAAUCCAAAUGACUUGAAUAUUACAGUGCAAUUUAUAUGCAAAAAUGACAGAUUUUCAGUGAAUGUUUUUCCCUAAAGGAGCUUUUUAGUAGGUCUGCAGUCUCGCACAAUAACUACUAUUGGCUUUAUGUAUGCACUGUAAAUGUAACUGGACAUUGUGUGCUGAGUUUUUGUGUUGUAAUAUCGGAUUAAAAGUAUUGUCUACAUAGGCACAUUGAUAAAUGAGUUAUAUUUAAUGUGAAACAUAUUUAUGAAAUUAAAAAACAUUGUACCACAACA